AUGGCUACCGAGGAUGAGCUUUUGACAUAUGGCAGUGAUGAAAUUGCAGAUGAGAAGAGCGACCAUGAUCCCUCCAGGUCCCCUGGCUCGUCAGCCAAGAUCACGGACAGCAAUGCCGAGCUGCAGGAAAUCAAGGCCCGAGAGGUCAUCGAUGCCUGUAGGAGGAGAGAUAUUGAGAGCCUGCAGGCUCUAGCUGAAUCCCCUGGCGGAUUCUUAACAGAUGAGCUGCGCCAGCAAGCAUGGCCUGUGCUGCUGGGACUACCAGUCAGAUUCCCAAGCGAUGAAGUCGAGAAGUCGUCCAGCGACAGGCACGAGGUGGUGCGCCUGACCGCCUCAGAGUUCAUCGACGACUCAUGGAAAGAUCUCAAACCUCACAAAGAGGAAGAGCAAGUGAAACUCGAUGUGGCCAGAGCCUUCGUGUACUAUCCAAAUUAUGAGUCCGACCAGGAGCGCACCCACCAGAAGAACGAGCUGUCAGACCUUAUCCUGUCCAUUCUGAGACGGUACCCAUACCUAUGUUACUUCCAAGGCUACCACGAUAUAUGCCAGGUCUUCCUCCUGGUCCUCCCGCCCUCCCUCCGUAGCCCAGCCGUGGCGCGGCUCUCGGCGCUCCGCAUUCGCGACUUCAUGCUCCCCAACCUGUCCGCAGCCAUCGCGCAGCUGCGGCUGAUCCCAGACAUCCUCCGGGCGGCUGACCCAGCCCUGUGGCGGCACCUCCCACAGACGGAGCCCUUCUUCGCGCUCUCGGGGACGCUGACCAUGUACGCGCACGACGUCCAGUCGCUGGGCGAGAUCGCACGCCUCUUCGACGUCCUGCUGGCCCGCGAGCCCGUCUUCUCCGUCUACAUGUUCGCCCAGAUCGUCAUCGGCCGCCGCGCGGAGCUCUUCGCCGUCCCCUCCGACGAGCCCGAGAUGCUGCACUCCAUCCUCUCCAAGCUGCCCCAGCCCCUCGACGUCGACCGCCUCGUCGCCGGCGCCUGCCGCCUGCUCGCCGACCACCCGCCCGAGUCGCUGCGCUCCUGGCGCUGCGGCGUCUCCCCCAACAGCGUCCUCAAGACCGCCCGCUCCACCCGCGACUGCGCCGGCCAGAGCCUCGAGGUCGGCGCCUACUUUUUCGGGCAGCAGAUCCUUGAGCUCCAGCGCGAGGAGAGGAAGAAGAAAGUCAUCGACGCCCUCUGGCGGUACAGGAAGCCGGCCAAGGCUGUCGGGGUCGCGGUCAUGUUCGGCGUGUUGGCAUACUGGAUACGUAGAUCGGCCAUGUCGAACGGGGUCGCUGCCGGUCCGGUCCGGUACAUGACAGCGUUGGUCUCUGCUUGGUGGCAGGAGUUCUAG
Molecule: messenger RNA, 1332 nt
Organism: Diaporthe amygdali
Lineage: Eukaryota; Fungi; Ascomycota; Sordariomycetes; Diaporthales; Diaporthaceae
Product: gtpase-activating protein gyp10
Exons: 3
Coding region: 1-1332 (443 amino acids)
Biological process (GO): endoplasmic reticulum to Golgi vesicle-mediated transport; positive regulation of GTPase activity
Cellular component (GO): endoplasmic reticulum membrane
Molecular function (GO): GTPase activator activity
Source: RefSeq, a predicted model, not a curated record